AUGGCCCUCGCUUGCCAGACUCGCGCCACCCAGGUGGCCAAGCAGACCCGCGGCGUCUCGGCCCGCGUGUCUCGCGCCCGCGUGGUCCGCGCUCAGGCCCGCGCCGGCAACUGGCUCCCCGGCUCCGCUGCCCCCGAGUGGCUGCCCGACAGCCUGCCCGGCAACUUCGGCUUCGACCCCCUCGGCCUGGCCAAGGACCCCGCCUCUCUGGCCCGCUUCACCGAGUCUGAGGUGAUCCACGGCCGCUGGGCGAUGCUCGGCGUGGCCGGCGCCCUGGCUGUUGAGCUGCUGGGCUUCGGCAACUGGUUCGACGCCCCCCUCUGGGUGAGGGGCUCGGGUGGGGUGGUGACGGUGGCGGUGCUGCUGGCUGCCGUGAACGGCGGCAACGCCACCUGGUUCGGCAUCGAUGUGCCGUUUGACCUCAACACCCUCCUGGCCAUUGAUGCCACCAAGCGCAUCUACCCCGGCGGCCCCUUCGACCCCGCGGGCCUGUCCAAGGGCAACCUGGAGGAGCUGAAGCUGAAGGAGGUCAAGAACGGCCGCCUCGCCAUGGUGGCCUUCCUGGGCUUCGUCGCGCAGCACGCCGCCACCGGCAAGGCGCCCCUGGCCGCCCUCUCCGAGCACGUGUCGUCUCCGUGGGGCGCCAACUUCGCCACCAACGGCGUGUCCCUCCCCUUCUAA
Monoraphidium neglectum is the source of this 681-nucleotide messenger RNA. RefSeq names its product light-harvesting protein of photosystem I. Gene Ontology annotation, biological process: response to light stimulus; photosynthesis, light harvesting in photosystem I. The transcript is spliced from 8 exons. NCBI's taxonomy places the organism in Eukaryota, Viridiplantae, Chlorophyta, Chlorophyceae, Sphaeropleales, Selenastraceae. The coding region runs from base 1 to 681 and encodes 226 amino acids. The record is from RefSeq and is a predicted model, not a curated record. Gene Ontology annotation, cellular component: membrane.